Trypanosoma theileri is the source of this 978-nucleotide messenger RNA. Its product is annotated as host cell surface-exposed lipoprotein. The record is from RefSeq and is a predicted model, not a curated record. Bases 1 to 978 code for a protein of 325 amino acids. The transcript has a single exon. NCBI's taxonomy places the organism in Eukaryota, Euglenozoa, Kinetoplastea, Trypanosomatida, Trypanosomatidae.
AUGCCGCUGUGGAAGUACUUCAUCAACACCAAGCCUGAGGUGGACGACAGCGAUCUGCCGCUGCCAAAGUACCGGGUGUACGACGACGACGGCAAUGUGAAGCCGGACGAGUCCACUACACCCCGCGUGACGGUUAACAUCUCGAAGGGAAAAACAUCGGCAAAGAAGUCAACGCCCAUGUCGCCCAAAACACGUGCGAGGAUUUUGAGAAGUGUCGGGGCAACUCCCACCGCCCCGCGUAAACCCAACACGACCUCCAAUACCACUAUGGACACGAAUACCAAUGCGAAGAAUCUUGCGGGGUCUCCGGUGCCAGUCACCCCACCGCGUGCCUCCAGCAGUUCAUCACAGCGGUCACCCACACCACCACGCAGUGAGAGUCGGAAGACAAACGGCAGCUCUCCUGUAAAGUCCACUCCAAAGCGAACGGCGUCUCCCAAGCAAAAGGCGUCCGCACCGCAGCAGUCCUCACCUAAAAAGGAAGUAACACCGCAAAAGUCUUCACCCAAGAAGGGGUCAACACCUCAAAACUCCUCACCUAAGAAAAGUGUCACGCCAACGCGAUCGAGGCGCUCUACCUCAAAGCGGUCAGUCUCACCGCGCCGAAACAAUGUAUCACCAUCUCGUUCUCGUUCUGCUAGUCCGGCCACUAGCAGUGUUUCACCCGCGCGGUCACCAAAGCGACAGAGUGUGACAAAAUCUGUAUCACCAUCGAAACGUGGACUUUCGCGGUCGCCUACCAGCCGCAAGCCGGCGAGUCCGUCAAAGUCGACACCAAAGAAAACGACAUCUGUGACACCACGUAAAUCGCAGUCGAAGCGUGCGCGCUCUUCAUCUGCGGUGCCUGAAGGAAAACCAUCACCACGGUGGACCGUCAACGCACUCAAGGCGUAUGCUAAGGAAAAUGGCGUUAAUGUUUCCCAUGAGAAGACAAAGGCAGAGAUUCUGGCCAAGAUUGAGGCCCACAAGUCACACUAA